Molecule: messenger RNA, 1752 nt
Organism: Salvelinus sp. IW2-2015
Lineage: Eukaryota; Metazoa; Chordata; Actinopteri; Salmoniformes; Salmonidae
Product: pre-mRNA-splicing factor RBM22
Cellular component (GO): U2-type catalytic step 2 spliceosome; U2-type catalytic step 1 spliceosome; Prp19 complex
Molecular function (GO): U6 snRNA binding; metal ion binding; pre-mRNA binding
Source: RefSeq, a predicted model, not a curated record
AUUACCGGGAAGACACUGACAGAGGAUUUCUAAAAUGGCGACAUCUUUAGGAGCUAACACUUACAAUAGACAAAAUUGGGAAGACGCGGAUUUCCCYAUUCUCUGCCAGACAUGUCUUGGAGAGAAUCCUUAUAUUCGAAUGACCAAGGAGAAGUAUGGCAAGGAGUGCAAGAUAUGUGCCAGACCAUUCACUGUGUUCCGAUGGUGUCCUGGGACCCGCAUGCGCUUCAAGAAGACAGAGGCGUGCCAGACGUGCAGCAAGAUAAAGAAUGUCUGUCAGACCUGCCUACUGGAUCUAGAGUAUGGCUUGCCAAUACAGGUCCGAGACACUGGUCUGUCAAUCAAGGACGACGUGCCAAAAUCAGAUGUCAACAAGGAAUACUACACACAGAACAUGGAAAGAGAGAUAGGGAACUCUGAUGGUACCCGGCCGGUGGGUCUCCUGGGUAAGGCCCCCAGCUCUAGUGACAUGCUGCUGAAGCUAGCCCGCACCACGCCUUACUACAAGAGGAACAGACCACACAUCUGCUCCUUCUGGGUGAAGGGAGAGUGUAAGAGAGGAGAGGAGUGUCCUUACAGGCAUGAGAAGCCWACUGAUCCAGACGAUCCCCUGGCAGACCAGAACAUUAAGGACCGUUACUAUGGUAUCAACGACCCUGUGGCUGACAAGCUGCUGAAGAGAGCCUCCACCAUGCCGAGACUGGACACUCCAGAGGACAAAUCCAUCACUACACUGUACGUGGGGGGGCUCGGAGACUCCAUCACAGACUCUGAGCUCAGGAACCAUUUUUACCAGUUUGGGGAGAUCCGAACCACCACCAUCGUUCAGAGGCAGCAGUGUGCCUUCAUCCAGUUUGCCACCCGUCAGGCUGCAGAGUUAGCUGCUGAGAAAUCCUUYAACAAGCUCAUUAUCAACGGUCGCAGACUCAACGUCAAAUGGGGCAGGUCCCAGGGAGAGGGGGGAAGGAGGGACGGGAGAGGGGGGAAGGACGGAAGGGGAGAAGGGCUGACUGAGAUGGGGCUGAAGCUAGAGCCUGUACCUGGAUUGCCUGGAGCUCUACCUCCACCGCCUGUGGAUGAAGACACCCCUACCAACUACUUCAACCUGGGCCCAAACUCAGCUCCUCCUGUCAUGAACAUCAGUCUACCCCCACCCCCUGGUGUGGCUAUGCCCCCCCCUCCAGGCUUUGGGCCACCCAUGUUCCACUCCAUGGACCCCAUGGGGAUGCCCCCUCCCAUGGGCAUGAGGCCCCCUGGUCAUGUCCACUACCCCUCCCAGGAUCCACAGCGCAUGGGUGCACACGCCAGCCGUCACGGAGGCUCCUAGACCCUCGUACCUCACGGUUUAUGAUUAACAUCGUGAUAAUUUGACCAAUUUCGCCCUAUUAAUAACCGACACAGUGACUAUAGUCACAGUUCACAGAUGUGAGAUGCUUCUUUUAUAUAAGCGUAAUGGAGAAGAACCUCUGUUUUGUGCACCAGCAAGGUCUUGCUCGUUAGGAAACUGGAGUGCUGAACAGUAUAGUUUUAAAUGAUUCGUUAUACCUUCCUCCAUCGAACCUACAGGUAACUGCCAAAAUAAAGGAAACAAAGUGUCUUAAUAGGGCGUUGGGCCACCACAAGCCAGAACCGCUUCAAUGCGCCUUGGCAUAGAACUCUACAAGCGUCUGGAACUUUAUUGGAGGGAUGCGACACCCAUUCUUCCACAAGAAAUUCAUUCAUUUGGUGUUUUGUUGAUGGUGGUGGAAAACG